AUGAAAUUUAUGUAGGAAAUGUUGAUGGAACUGUUACUAUUUGAUAUGCUCGAAAUUCUAAUUAAUUUGUAAUAUAUAAAUUAAUUAUAAUUUAUUUCAAAGUUCAUGAUCCAGAGAUUACAGAAUUAAAAUGGCUUUAUUUAGAGAAAACAUUACUAACUACAUCAAAGGAUAAAAGAAUUAAAGUUUGGUAUUUAUCAUAAUUUGGAGAGAUCCAAAAUAAUGAAAAAAAAAAUCUUUUUUUAUUAACUUUUUAAAAAUGAAGAAGAAAAUCUUUAGUUGGAAUUAAAAAUAUAAAUAAAUAUGGAAAAAGGAAAAAUGAAGAAAAUGAAAUGA
Paramecium pentaurelia is the source of this 336-nucleotide messenger RNA. The record is from the annotation of a GenBank genome assembly. NCBI's taxonomy places the organism in Eukaryota, Ciliophora, Oligohymenophorea, Peniculida, Parameciidae.